AUGGGCAAGCCAACAAGCAAUUGCGAUAAAUCCGUCAACUCAAACACUCCGAAUCAUCUUGUCCCCUUGACAACCAAGGGCCACCACCAGUCCCUUGAAGCUGGUAAAGCUUUGGCCAAGUUUGUUCACCAUCAAGCCGUGCAGGAUUCAAGCAACAGGCGUAGUCGAAAAACAAUUAUGUUUUACACAUCACCAUAUCGACGUACAAGAGAAACAUGUCAAAACAUCAUAGAAGGUAUCAAGGAUGAACCAGGAAUAGAGUAUAGAGUACAAGAGGAAACGAGAAUGCGUGAACAGGAUUUUGGCAACUUUCAAAAAUCAAAAGAGGAGAUGGAAAAGAUUUGGGAAGAAAGAGCACAUUAUGGCCACUUCUUUUAUCGAAUACCACAUGGGGAAAGUGCUGCUGACGUGUACGACAGGGUCGCUACCUUUAAUGAAACACUUUACCGCCAGUUCAAAUCAGACGACUUUCCCAACAUCUUGGUAUUGGUCAGUCAUGGUAUCUGGUCAAGAGUGUUUCUCAUGAAGUGGUUCAAGUGGACCUAUGAAGAGUUUGAGUCGUUGAAAAACAUUCCUCAUUGCCAAUACAUCAUCAUGAAGAAGAAUCCAAAUACCCAGAAAUAUCACUUAAAGACAAAACUUCGCACGUGGGAGGACACGGAUGACUCGUGGAUGGAGCAUGAAGUCGUCAAGGAGUUUGGAGAUGAGCUUGAGUGUAAAAAUGUGGGUAAAGAGUUGGAUGAUGCUGAAGUUGAUGCUCUUGUGCAGGCUCAAAGAGAAGCCAUCAAUUCUACCAGACCGAAAGACACGAAGAUUGAGGAGACGUAUAAAAGUGUGCGGGCAAGAGGGCUAAUUCGAAACCAAGGCACUAAAUUUGAUAUUGGGAAUCAGAGUGUUGCAAACAGUGUGGAAAGUUUGAUACAAUCGCCUAAAUAG
This is a messenger RNA of Lodderomyces theae, 936 nucleotides long. RefSeq names its product acid phosphatase. The record is from RefSeq and is a predicted model, not a curated record. NCBI's taxonomy places the organism in Eukaryota, Fungi, Ascomycota, Pichiomycetes, Serinales, Debaryomycetaceae. Bases 1 to 936 code for a protein of 311 amino acids. The transcript is spliced from 2 exons. Gene Ontology annotation, molecular function: phosphatase activity.